Oryza brachyantha (malo sina) is the source of this 1158-nucleotide messenger RNA. RefSeq names its product DET1- and DDB1-associated protein 1. The coding region runs from base 4 to 381 and encodes 125 amino acids. The transcript has 4 exons. Gene Ontology annotation, cellular component: Cul4-RING E3 ubiquitin ligase complex. The record is from RefSeq and is a predicted model, not a curated record. Gene Ontology annotation, biological process: positive regulation of proteasomal ubiquitin-dependent protein catabolic process. NCBI's taxonomy places the organism in Eukaryota, Viridiplantae, Streptophyta, Magnoliopsida, Poales, Poaceae.
UCCAUGAGUCCAUCGCACUCAUCGACGAGUCCAGCGUCGCCGGAGGCGGAGACUUCACGGCGAACUCCACCGGCGGCGAUGGGGAGCUCCCUGGGUAGCUGGCCAUCCUACAACCCCCAGAACUUCAGCCAGGUCGUCCCCGCCGACCCCUCCGCACAGCCCUUGAAUAUCGUACCAGCCACUUACAUUGCAACGCACAGGACAGAUCCACCUCCCGGUCAAGUGAUAACAACAGACCCCAAGAACAUCCUGUUGAGGCAUUUUUAUGAGAAAUCCGAGGAAGAGCUGAGGCAAAAGAGAGCUGCACCAGAUAAUCUCACCCCACAGAACAACGGCAAACAACCAAGAGGCCCUGUCGCUGAUGCUGGUGGUAGAAGCUAAAUCGCAGCUGGUGUUCCUUCCUGCGUCUCCGAUGGCCGUUGCAGCCGCUGCUCCUGAUGCGUGUCAUACUACCUGUAUGUUGCUUGUUCAGGCAUAUGAUUAGCUUGCUCACAUAGCAGUGUCAUCUCUCUUGUGUGACUGAUCAAAAGAGCUCUCCCAUGCAUGUACAAUGUACAUAGUACAUACCUACAUUCUCAGUGCGGCACCUUUGACACGGCACUAUUGCAGUCUUCUGUGUGCUGCGUGCAUGGAUGUGAGUAUAAAUGUGCCCACGCUAACCCCAACUUGAUCGAACCAUGACUCCAUAAUUGCCUCUGCGUCAGCUUUCCAAAGGCUGACAGUGAUCAUUGCCUCGCUUAUCUCUUAGCAUCACCUUCUUUUGUCAGAUUAUAUUAGUAGUGCAUAUCAAUCAUUCGUGCUCACGCCCGUUGCCUUUCUUUUGGUUUCCGUUUUCUUUUCUCAUCCAUUUCUGAACGACGACGGCAACGGCGUGGUCUCGUGAGAGAGAGACCGAAUUCCACUGGAAGAGGCCGUCGUUUGCCUUUGGCCCGGCGCGUUGUGUGCUCGCGGCGCCGUGCUGCGCGACGCGACGCGGGUCGCUGUCCAGGGGCAGCGGAGCGUGCACGGCUCGGCGUUUUGCUGUCCAGCUAAGCAGCGGCGGGCGAGGAAGACGCGCGCGCGUGAUGGGGAGAGUCAGCGUGCCCACGGCAGCGGCCAACCGGGCGCUCGCCGAUCGCUGUAUGUGUGUACCUUAGUUUGUGGGAGCCCGAAAGUAUU